UAAAUUCCCCCAAUCCUCAACACUCCUUCACCGAAUACUUUCAUCUCGGCCAAUCCAGAUUCUCUUCUCAAAUCCCAAAUCCUUCCUCUUUCUGUUUUCCGAUACUAAGAGUAUCUUAGAAAUGGAUAAUUAUGGCAGCAGCGGGUACUUUGUAGACGAGAAAGCGGUUCGGGUUGAGAAUAUCUUCCUUGAGUUCUUGAAGACUUUCAGAGUGGCCGAGGAGGGAUCUAUGCCUUACUAUGAGGCGGAGGUGGAAGCAAUGAUGCGAAACGAGUCCAAUACAAUGUUUAUAGAUUUCUCUCAUGUCAUGCGCUUCAACGACCUUCUCCAAAAGGCUAUCUCCGAUGAAUUCCACCGAUUUGAACCUUACUUGAAGAAUGCUUGCAAGAGAUUUGUCUUGGAGCUCAAGCCCACCUUCAUUGCUGAUGAUAAUCCUAACAAAGACAUCAAUGUCGCCUUCUACAAUCUGCCCUUGGUUAAGCGAUUGAGGGAAUUGACUACGGUCGAGAUUGGGAAGCUGGUUUCUGUGAGCGGAGUGGUCACUCGGACCAGUGAAGUUCGCCCGGAGCUUCUUCAAGGAACUUUCAAGUGUUUGGAAUGUGGGAAUGUUAUUAAGAAUGUCGAACAGCAAUUCAAGUACACUGAGCCUAUUAUCUGCAUGAAUGCAGCAUGCCAGAACAGAACACAGUGGGCACUUUUAAGGCAAGAUAGCAAAUUUUCCGAUUGGCAGAGGGUUCGAAUGCAGGAGACAUCCCAGGAAAUACCUGCUGGCUCCCUUCCCAGAUCACUUGAUGUCAUUCUACGCCAUGAUAUUGUUGAACAAGCUAGGGCUGGUGACACGGUCGUAUUCACUGGUACUGUUGUGGUGAUUCCUGACAUUUUAGCAUUAGCUUCCCCAGGGGAGAGAGCUGAGUGUCGUAGAGAAGCAUCUCAACGCAGGAAUGCCUCUGCUGGUCAAGAAGGUGUCAAAGGUCUUCGUUCAUUGGGUGUGAGAGACCUUUCCUACCGCUUAGCCUUUAUAGCCAAUUCCAUACAGAUCUGUGAUGGUAGAAAAUAUAAUGAUAUCAGGAAGAGGAGGGAUGCUGAUGAUGAUGAUAUCCAGCAGUUCACGGCAGAAGAAUUGAAUGAUAUCCAACGAAUGAGGAAGACUCCUGACUUUUUCAACAAAAUUGUUGAUAGCAUUGCCCCAACCAUUUUUGGCCACCAAGAUAUCAAACGAGCAAUUCUGCUUAUGCUUUUAGGUGGAGUCCAUAAAUUUACCCAUGAAGGAAUCAAUUUGAGGGGUGAUAUCAAUGUCUGUAUUGUGGGCGAUCCCAGCUGUGCAAAGUCUCAAUUCCUCAAGUAUACAUCAGGUCUAGUUCCAAGGUCUGUCUACACAUCAGGGAAGUCUUCAUCCGCUGCUGGGCUAACUGCAACAGUGGCCAAAGAACCGGAAACCGGUGAAUUUUGUAUUGAGGCUGGCGCAUUAAUGCUUGCUGACAAUGGCGUCUGUUGUAUUGAUGAAUUUGACAAGAUGGACAUCAGAGAUCAGAGGGUUACUCAAGCUCUUGUUAUGCGACUCAGGCAACACGAAGAAACUAUAAUUCAUGAAGGUAAACCAUUAGCUGGGCAAGGAAAGAAACUUGUAAUAAGUGAUGAAUAUUUUCAGAGGGUUACUCAAGCUCUUGUUAUGCGACUCAGGCAACACGAAGAAACUAUAAUUCAUGAAGGCACUGGUUUGGCUGGAAUGAGACAGAGGGAUUUGAUACAAUGGUAUGUAAAUCAGCAGAAUGAGAAAAACAAUUACAGCACCAUGGAAGAAGCAGCAGCCGAAGUCAAAAAAGUGAAAGCAAUUAUUGAGAGCUUGAUAAGAAGGGAAGGCCAUUUGAUAGUUGUGGAUGAUGGUAGACAAGCGGCAGAGGAAGCUGAAACCGUGAGAUCCUCAACCAGAGAUGAUAGGAUUUUAGCCGUAGCUCCAAAUUAUGUCAUCGAUUAAUUUUUGGUGCUACUCU
Molecule: messenger RNA, 1991 nt
Organism: Olea europaea var. sylvestris
Lineage: Eukaryota; Viridiplantae; Streptophyta; Magnoliopsida; Lamiales; Oleaceae
Product: DNA replication licensing factor MCM6-like
Exons: 12
Coding region: 122-1975 (617 amino acids)
Biological process (GO): double-strand break repair via break-induced replication; DNA replication initiation; mitotic DNA replication
Cellular component (GO): MCM complex; nucleus
Molecular function (GO): single-stranded 3'-5' DNA helicase activity; single-stranded DNA binding; ATP binding
Source: RefSeq, a predicted model, not a curated record